CUGUAAGAACUGCAGGCUCCUUCCAGCUGUUCUCAGACCCACAAUGGCUAAGAGAGUGCUAGCCCUUGUCUUCCCUGGUCUCCUCUGCCUGGUGGGGGUGAUAGGGAUCUUACUGCUGGCUCUGCCCUCCAGGGACAUCAGAGACUCCCCAAAAUACAAGUAUGGCAUAGUGCUGGACGCAGGGUCUUCUCACACGGCCCUAUUUAUAUACAAAUGGCCAGCCGAUAAGGAAAAUGAGACCGGCAUCGUCAGCCAGCACAGUAUGUGUGACGUGGACGGUCCAGGUAUUUCAAGCUAUUACCAAGAUCCACCCCAGGCAGGAAAAAGCCUAGAAGUCUGUCUGAACCAAGCUGUGAAGGAUGUUCCCACCAACCGCCACUCAAUUACCCCCAUUUACCUGGGAGCCACCGCUGGCAUGAGGAUACUCAACUGGACUAAUCCUGUUGCCUCAGACAAGGUCCUAGAAGCAGUAAGCACCACCAUAAGGUCCUAUCCUUUCGAUUUCCGAGGAGCACGUAUCCUUUCUGGUCAAGAUGAAGGAGUGUUUGGUUGGGUCACUGCCAACUACCUCCUGGAGAACUUUAUAAAGUAUAGCUGGAUUGGACGUUGGUUGCAGCCCACGAAAGGGACUCUUGGAGCAAUGGAUUUGGGGGGAGCGUCUACUCAGAUUACUUUUGAGACAAAGGCUAAAAUCGAAGAUCCAACAAACCAGAUGGUCUUGCGUCUUUAUGGCCAGACAUACCGGGUGUACACCCACAGCUUUCUGUGCUAUGGACGAGACCAGGUGUUGAAGAGAGUCCUUUCUAAAGUACUCAAGUCGCAGUCCUACGCAACUGCCGUUCAAAAUCCAUGUUGGCCGAAAAAUUACAACAAGUCCUUGACCUUUGGAGAUGUCUAUGAGUCGCCAUGCACUGGCAAAGAGAAACCACCAAACUACAACCCCACUGCAACACUCAGCAUGACGGGCAGUGGCGAUGCCGGUCAGUGUACUGCACUGGUGCAAAGUCUCUUCCAGUUUUCCACUUGCACCUUUUCCUCCUGCUCCUUUGACAGCGUCUUCCAGCCCAACAUUUCUGGAAAUUUCAUCGCUUUUGCAGGCUUUUAUUACACAACAGACUUCAUUAAGUCUGUGAUGAAGAUGCCGGUGGAUUCACUUGAAAACUUCAAAGCGGCCACCAAUUCCGUGUGCUCGUCUUCCUAUAGCGAUCUGGUUGUUAAAGCCCCUCCAUUUCUGCAGAAACAUCUUAACGGCUAUUGCACCACAGCCAACUUUAUCUACCUGUUGUUAAGCCAAGGAUACCGCUUUAAUGAAGAGACAUUCCCCAACAUUGCUUUCCAGAGAAAGGCCGGAGACACAUCCAUUGGCUGGGCUUUGGGUUAUAUGCUUAAUCUCACCAAUAUGAUCCCAGCAGAAGCUCCCUCCAGGUUUAAAGCAGUCACCUUCAGUUCCUGGUCAGCCCUCGUCUUCCUCUUCGUUCUCAUUGUCAUUCUAUCCUUAUUCACUAUCUGCACCAACUACCGUUCUAGCAAGCAACAGCAAACCAUUUGACUUUAGCUCUUCCAAGGCCAAGGUUGAAUUGUACUUUCCAUCUCUAGCUCAAGGCCUUCUCCAGGCCAAUCACCAUGGUCUCCGUGGUUUUUAAAGGACGUAACAGAGACAUUUUGGGUGUUGGCUCCACAAGUAAUCUAACUCAAAUGCCUUGGACUCAAACCAGCUCAUCACUGAACAAAGCCUGGAUGGUGAUCUUGAGUUGUCGCACAAAUCAACCCUCUUAAGAUCCUUUCUUUCCACUAAUGUGUCGAUCAUAUAUUUAUACAAAUGACCCAUCAUAUAUUAUCCUAUCUGUCCCUUCCACAAAUCACACAGGAGCAGCUAGAAAACCAGUUAUACAGGACUGGCUGUCCCUCUGGAAAGCCAGCAGGUAUCUCACCCUGGAAAUACACACCUUUAGAAAAAUACUACUGUUUGUUUUUGCUUGGUUUUUAAACAUAUGUAUGGACUUCUAAUUGAUAUUGUACAUGGAUUUAGGAUGUCCCGUGGCUGUUUUGGUGUAUCUGUCAUUUUUCUGCUGAGAUUGCUACACAAAUCUGGUCCACUUCUGCUGCCCAUGGUCCACAUUGUUUUAGUAUAUUCUUACAGAAAUAGGGGUGGAAUUUCAUUCAUAAACCCCUAAGCCCUAGUACUACAUGUACACCUACCCUCGAUAAAUGAACAGGUGGUAUUAAGGAUAGAGUGGGUGACACAAUGGGCUGGACAGAAUGGGCAAUGGCUAUGGGUGCAGCUAAGAUUGAGCAGGGCCACGUAUAUUCUAUGUCCAACUACAAACAAUGAUGCUCUAUGCAACUGCCUAGGGGUGAGGGUCCACGUGGCUGUAGCCCAUUUUCUAACCACUGCAUAGAGUGGAGUUGUGAAGGAUUCCAUCCUAUCAUUACAUUCCCAAUGCUCCCGUAUCCGAAUUAAAAAGACAGCAGUAAUAAUGUAUCAAUCCUCGCAGUGAUCAUCGGUGGUAACUUUAAAUAUCAACAGAUUUACUGGUGUCUCAGAACCCGAUGGCAAUCUCAGUCCAGAGUGCAUCUCUGACCGUUUGCAGGUGAAGGAAACAAACUUGGAUUGGUUCCUAGAUUAUUGGAAUACAUGCUGUUCACGUAGAGGACGUAUUUUUAAAAAAAAAAAAAUAUUCUCUUUAUUUUUUUGUUUUCUUCUGUUUGGCAAUUAUUACAAAUAAAACAAUACAUCUGACA
Messenger RNA from Pelobates fuscus (common spadefoot toad), 2742 nucleotides. RefSeq names its product ectonucleoside triphosphate diphosphohydrolase 2 (gene ENTPD2). NCBI's taxonomy places the organism in Eukaryota, Metazoa, Chordata, Amphibia, Anura, Pelobatidae. The coding region runs from base 44 to 1549 and encodes 501 amino acids. The record is from RefSeq and is a predicted model, not a curated record. The transcript is spliced from 9 exons. Gene Ontology annotation, molecular function: hydrolase activity. Gene Ontology annotation, cellular component: plasma membrane.